GAAUAUAAAUUAGUGCGAUGUUCAGAAUAAACCAAUCACACCAACUCAGUGACACGCACUUAUUCAAAUAACAAAUACAGACGAUUAGACAUUUAUAUAGGUAUUGAUGGGAAUGAGGGCUAUACAUCAAAGAGAAAUUAAACCCAAGAUAAAAACUACAUGUAAAAGAGACAAAGAGGGAGGUCAAUCAAGAUAUAAAAAAUGGUUCUUACGUGUAGAUUUUAUGGUAAUAAGUACCCAGAGGUAGAGGAUGUUGUUAUGGUCAAUGUCAGAUCUAUAGCAGAGAUGGGAGCAUAUGUUCAUCUUCUGGAAUAUAACAAUAUAGAAGGCAUGAUAUUGUUGAGUGAAUUGUCUCGUCGACGUAUCCGUUCUAUCAACAAAUUAAUUAGAGUUGGAAGGAGUGAAUGUGUAGUUGUAAUUAGAGUAGACAAAGACAAAGGAUAUAUUGAUUUAUCAAAGAGAAGAGUUUCACCUGAGGAAGUAUGUAAAUGUGAAGAGAAAUUUGCAAAAGCUAAAGCAGUAAACAGUAUUUUAAGACAUGUAGGAGAAUUAAUGAAAUAUGCCACUAGUGAACAGCUUGAGGAUUUAUAUAAAAAGACAGCUUGGUAUUUUGAUGAAAAAUACAAAAAGCCUGGUGCAGCAUAUGAAGCAUUUAAACAUGCUGUCACAAAUCCAGAAAUAUUAGAUGAAUGUGAUAUUGAUGAUGAAACAAAAGAAGUUUUAAUAGACAACAUCAAAAGAAGAUUAACUCCACAGGCUGUUAAAAUCAGAGCAGAUAUUGAAGUAGCAUGUACAAAUUAUGAAGGUGUUGAUGCAGUAAAGAGAGCUUUGAAGAAAGGUCUAGCAUUGUCUACAGAAAGUAUGCCAAUUAAGAUAAAUCUGAUAGCUCCACCCUUGUAUGUAAUGACUACAUCUACCUUAGAGAGAACUGAGGGCAUGGCCUUGUUAAAUAAAGCUAUAGCUACAAUUAAAGAAGAUAUAGAAGAAGCAGGAGGAAUCUUCAACAUUCAGCAAGCGCCUCGUUUUGUAUCAGAUACUGAUGAAGUUGAGUUAGCAAAACAAAUGCAACGACUGGAGGAGGAGAAUCGUGAGAUCAGCGGAGACGAAGAUUCCGAGGGAGAACAGAAUGGCACAGAUGGUGAGGAGGAAGAGGAGGAUAAAGAUAAAGCUGCAGAAGUCGAAUAACUCUUAAAAAACAUUUCUCAAAUAUUUUGUACAACACUUGUAUAAUGAUUGAUCUGUUAAUGAUUUAUUGAAUACAGUGGAGACACCUUCUGUUAAAAGAUUUUAUUUGAUAGUGUAAAGCUGGGUUCAAUCUUUUGAAAUGGACUGAGACUAGUUACAAUGAGAGUAGUGUUGCAAAAGGUGAAAUUGUACUUUUCUUGUACAUUUAUAAUAUAUUUAUUUCAUUAAAUGUAUGUAAUUUGA
Messenger RNA from Mytilus trossulus (common blue mussel), 1428 nucleotides. RefSeq names its product eukaryotic translation initiation factor 2 subunit 1-like. Gene Ontology annotation, molecular function: translation initiation factor activity; RNA binding; ribosome binding. The transcript has 8 exons. The coding region runs from base 202 to 1185 and encodes 327 amino acids. Gene Ontology annotation, cellular component: eukaryotic 48S preinitiation complex; eukaryotic translation initiation factor 2 complex. The record is from RefSeq and is a predicted model, not a curated record. Gene Ontology annotation, biological process: translational initiation. Lineage: Eukaryota; Metazoa; Mollusca; Bivalvia; Mytilida; Mytilidae.